This is a messenger RNA of Lodderomyces beijingensis, 1320 nucleotides long. The record is from the annotation of a GenBank genome assembly. Lineage: Eukaryota; Fungi; Ascomycota; Pichiomycetes; Serinales; Debaryomycetaceae.
AUGACAAUUGAAAACCAAUCAUCUUAUGAAGACUCACCUUCAUACGUAGUGAAAGGAGCACCGCAAGUGCCCUACUACACUCCGCAGCAACCAAUACCAGCAGGCACAUUCCUAGAAAACACCGCGUCUCCCCAGGCACCACCGCCCGCGAUAUUCACCCCCAUCAAAGUCGGUCCGCUUGAGCUCCACAACAGGAUCGGCGUGUCGCCCAUGUGUCAAUACUCCGCCAACGACAACUUCGAAGCGACACCAUACCACUUGAUCCACUAUGGCUCCCUCGUGACGCGCGGCCCCGGGAUCACUAUAGUGGAAAGCACCGCCGUGUCGCGCUUGGGCCCGCUCCUGCCUCACGAUUUAGGCAUAUGGACCCCCGAACAAGCGCGCGCUUUGAAACCCGUUGUGGAGUACGCGCAUUCGCAGGGGCAGAAGAUUGCGAUUCAGUUGGGGCACGGCGGCAGGAAAGCGAGUGGACAGCCGCCGUUUGUGCAUUUGGAGCAGGUCGUUGAUGCAUCAAGUGGCGGGUGGCCCGAUGACGUUGUCGCUCCAAGCUCGAUCGCGUUCCGCCCCCAUGGGAACUACCGUACUCCGCACGAGUUGACCACGGAGGAGAUCAAGCAGAUCAUCAAGGAUUUCGGGGACGCGGCACAGCGCGCGGUUGAGAUUGCCGGGUUUGACGCCUUGGAAAUCCACGGGGCGCACGGCUAUCUAAUCAACGAAUUCUACUCCCCCAUUUCAAACCAUCGAAGCGACGAGUACGGCGGCUCGUUCGAGAACAGGAUUCGUUUUCUCAGUGAGAUAAUCGACGAGAUCAAAUCGAAAGUCGAUACUGGUAAGGUAUCGUUGUUUGUGCGUAUCUCGGCCGCGGAAAACAGCCCCGACCCCAACGCAUGGACGAUUCAAGAUUCGAUAAGAUUAGCCGAUGUCUUGAUUUCAAAGGGGAUAAGCUUAGUUGACGUUUCGUCGGGUGGCAACGACUCUAAGCAAGCAGCGAGGGGAAACAUCGCGAAGGAAGAAAGAGAACCGAUGCAUGUUCCCUUGGCAAGGGCAAUCAAGAAACACGUUGGUGAUAAGCUUGUUGUCGCGUGCGUUGGUCAGUUAGAUGACGCGGUGCAAGUUAACAAGUACAUUGAAGACGGCACUUUUGAUGUUGCGUUGAUUGGACGCGGGUUUUUGAGGGACCCGGGUUUAGUUUGGAGUUUCGCUGAUACGUUGGGGGUCAAGUUGGCCCAGGCUUUGCAGUUGGGUUGGGGGUUCUGGCCUCCUAAGCAGCUGAUCAUCGACUUGAUUCAACGCACUGAGAAAUUGAACGCCGGGGAAUAA